This is a messenger RNA of Hyposmocoma kahamanoa, 255 nucleotides long. RefSeq lists its product as uncharacterized. The transcript has 2 exons. The record is from RefSeq and is a predicted model, not a curated record. The coding region runs from base 21 to 251 and encodes 76 amino acids. Lineage: Eukaryota; Metazoa; Arthropoda; Insecta; Lepidoptera; Cosmopterigidae.
GUAAAAAAAUCGCAGCCACCAUGUCUGAGACUCCGGGGCGCCCGAUGAAGUUCCCAUACACAUUCUCGGCGAAGAUCGCCCAGUUCCCCAUGAAAUAUUAUGUUACGAACCAAUGGAUUUGGAAGUAUUGGAUGGUCGGUAUUGCUGUGUCUAUACCCAUCUUCUACAAGAUUCAUAAGCUCGCUAACUCCCCUGAGAACGUGAGCAAAUGGGCAGAGAUCAGAAGGAAGGAGGCGGCGGAACAUCACUAGGCUA